CGCCGCGCUCGUAAGGAAGUAUUUAUUGUUUUAUUUGCACGUAGACCCGGUCAGCUCCCGUUUCGGUUGAAAUACUUCCGCCUAUUUGUCUGUGAUUUCUGCUAAAUUUCCAUCAUGGCUGCUACAUUUUUGACUGAAGAUCCAGCAUACAAAGAACUCAAGGCAUGCUAUGACCGAGUUGGAAGCAAAUUGAACCUUAAUCAGCUGAUGAAAUCCGAUCCAAAACGGUUUGAAAAAUACAGCCGCACUAUUCCGACUCCAGAUGGAGACUUUCUCCUAGAUUUCUCCAAGAAUCUUGUGGAUGAUGAAGUCUUUGGUCUCCUGCUCAAACUGGCUAAAGCUCGAGACCUGGAGGGAGCUCGAGAUCGUAUGUUUGGAGGAGAGAAGAUCAACUUUACGGAGGACCGGGCUGUGCUCCAUGUUGCCCUACGUAACCGUUCUAACACCCCUAUCCUGGUCAAUGGCAAGGACGUCAUGACAGAUGUCAAUGAGGUCCUUGGUCGUGUCAGGAAAUUUACAGAGUCUGUUCGUAGCGGUGAAUGGAAAGGAUUCUCAGGCAAGGCAAUCACUGAUGCUGUCAACAUUGGUAUCGGAGGAUCAGAUCUUGGUCCAGUGAUGGUGACAGAAGCCCUGAAACCAUUUGGAGGACCGCUCAAGGUUCACUUUGUCUCAAACAUCGAUGGAACUCAUCUUGCUGAGGUCUUGAAGAAGGUUAACCCUGAGACAACCCUCUUUAUUGUAGCAUCAAAGACGUUCACCACCCAGGAGACGAUCACCAACGCUACCUCAGCUAAGAACUGGUUCCUGGAGACGGCCAAGGACCCUGCCCAUGUUGCCAAGCACUUUGUCGCCCUCUCCACCAAUGCCGAGAAGGUUUCAGCCUUUGGUAUUGACAAGAACAACAUGUUUGGAUUCUGGGAUUGGGUUGGUGGACGCUAUUCUCUCUGGUCCGCCAUCGGCACGUCUAUCGCCCUCUAUGUUGGCAUGGAUAACUUUGAGAAGCUCCUAGAAGGGGCUCAUUUUGCUGACAAUCAUUUCCGUACUGCUCCCCUGGACAAGAAUCUCCCAGUCAUCAUGGGCAUGCUAGGAGUCUGGUAUUCUAACUUCUUUGGAGCGGAGACUCAUGCCCUACUCCCGUAUGAUCAGUACUUACAUCGCUUUGCAGCCUACUUCCAGCAAGGCGACAUGGAAUCUAACGGGAAAUAUGUGACCCGUGAUGGUCGCCGUGUAGCCUAUUCUACCGGUCCUAUCGUCUGGGGAGAACCAGGAACUAAUGGGCAACAUGCUUUCUAUCAACUCAUUCAUCAAGGUACUCGCAUUAUCCCAGCUGAUUUCAUAGCUCCUGUAGAGACUCAUAACCCUGUCCAGGGAGGUUUGCAUCAUGAGAUCCUAAUGGCAAACUUCUUAGCCCAGACUGAGGCUCUGAUGACAGGCAAGACUAAAGCGGAAGCAGAGAAAGAGCUGGUGGCUUCUGGGAUGUCCGCUGAAAAUAUUAAACUCAUUCUGCCCCACAAGGUAUUUGAAGGCAACCGUCCAACCAACUCCAUCAUGUUCCAGAAGCUAACACCGUUUACACUCGGCGUACUGCUUGCUACGUAUGAACACAAGAUCUUCACUCAAGGAAUCAUAUGGAAUAUCAACUCAUAUGACCAGUGGGGUGUUGAGCUCGGUAAGCAGCUGGCUAAGAUCAUCCAACCAGAGCUCAAGGACGCCAACCCAGUUUCCUCCCAUGACUCCUCAACCAACGGCCUUAUCAACUUCAUCAAGACUCACAGGAAGUAAGCAAGAGAGGAUCAGAGGUCAGAGGUCAAUGACCUUUCAGUAGUACUUACUGAGUGCAAUGUGCUCCGAUAGAUAGAAUGACUAUCAGUAAUAAUAGAAUCAGUAACUUGGUGAAAGUUUCUUUAGUAAGGUUUACUAACAUGUACAUGUAUCACUGCUAACAUACCUAAGCUUCGUUCAGAUAUGAUGAGGUAUACGUUUUAUUAAAAAAUGAUGACGUAAGUGUAAUACCCUUCAUGUCUCUGUAUCUUAUAACACAGCGCUCAAUGAAUCCAUGUAGGACCUUUGUAGCUUGCAGUUGCUAUUCAUUAACAUAUUUUAAAAAAAUCACAACUCGGUCAACUGCUUUUUUGCGUUGGUUUACCGUACCAUAUCUGAACAAGCUGUGAGAGUAUUUAGAGGACAUACAUUAAGUUUGAUGUACCUCUUCUGCUGUAGGUCAUAUUCAAAUUUGAAUGCCUAAGUAAAGAAUUUUCCAGCUUUUAUUUCAUACAUGAAGAUUAUAAAUUGUAUAUUAUCACUACAUAGAUAAUAUCUACUUAUUAUGAGUAACCCAGGAAUAUAUUUCACUUUUCACCUGUUAAGCAAUAGAAUACAGUGUACAUGUAUAUGUUUAUGAAUGGUUAUGGUAUGUAGAACAUACAUGUAUGUUAGUCCCAAGUUACCUUGAAAUACAUACAUAUUAUCAUGAUACAUCCAAUCCAUGUGUUAGAAUUGUUGAUUUGAAAUAUAAAAGAAAUUUUUAAUCAUAGAAAUGAUUCUGUGUUUCAGAAUGAAAGAAAUAUCAUAGUGGCUGAACUUUAUUAACUGAAUUGCCGGGUAGAAAAAUGCAAAACUGCCAAAUAUUUUCUUGGUUUUCAGAAACCUGCCGAGCAAUCUCAACUCCCAACUUUAAUGUGAAUUAGAUUCACCCCUCAAGAAACUCAAAGGUAAUAUAUAUGCAAUUCCAAUGACCUUGAGAAUAAAUUACUUAUUAAACUUUUGUGAGUUGUUAAUUCUGUGUAAAAGCUUGAAUUUGUGUAGUUAAUUUUAUGAUAUAUUGUCUCACAAUUAUCAAAAGAAAAUCAGUACUUCCUACUUUUUUGUUUAUCUCUUUAUAAAAGAGAAUAUUUGCUAGUUGUUUUUGUAGAAAAUACCAAAGUGGUAUACAGAGAGAAAGAGAUAUAUUUAUGUUCAGUUGUUUUAAAAAUAAUUUGUUAUUGAAGAUGUAUUUUUUUGGUGUAUGUUUAGGGGUUCCAAUAUAUAUAGAUCUAUGAUUUAUUUAUGGAGCGUAUUAAUUGUGUAUAUUCCACACUGGAUGUGUAACUGUUACUUAUUCAAAUAAUCACAUUUUGCUGUAGGAUUUUGUUUAGUUAUCUUCAGCAAGAUCUGAGUUAUGUAUCAAUAGAUGUCUGAACCUUGGUACAAAAUGAGGUUCAGUCAAUCAUAAUCAUUCAUACAAUACGAUAGGUGCUAGUUGUUGUUUGAAUCAUGUUAACAAGUUUAUUACAAGCAAAGUCUAUAUUUGCCAUCAAUGAUUAAUACAUACAUUGUUUUGAAGAUUGAUUGGCUGACAUUAGUAAACAAGUAAUUAGGGUUUGGGCUUCUCUUGAACAUUAUUUUGUUUUUAGCUCCGUCAAAGUGGACAUAAAAAGUUUUUGAAAGUAUGGUAUGUAAAUAACACAUGGCAUAGAAGAAAGCAUGCAACUGAUGCAAGGUUUACAUUGCUUUUCCAGUGAUUAUUGUUUCCUUGACAAAAAAGAUCAAUGUUUUGCUUUGAUAGAUAGGAGAAUGUUAAUGCUAUGCUUCCCUUUGGUGUCUAUCUGAAUAAUUAAAUAAAGUGAUGAAAUAAUGAUGUAACACUUGAAAUUGAAGUAUAUAUUUUCAAUUUAUUGAUAAACUCAGAACAUCUGGCAAUACAUUUGCUUGUUACCAUACCAUCAUCGAUACAACCAUGCCUAUGCAUGGUAUAUAUGCAUACCCUCAAUCACAGAGGAGAUGAUAAAAAAGUAUGUUAAAUAUUUUAAUGGCUUAAUCAUGUUUAGGACCUUAACAUUAGUUUCACCUUGGUAGCCAUAAUAAAGAAAAUGAAAGCUUAUAUUCAGAGAUGUUUGUUUGUUUUACCUGACUGCUAAGAAAGCACGAGUAUGGUUGUAAGUAAGCAACCAGGGACAGAAGGCUUUAAGUCAUCUGCCAGGGACUUGGUAAUGGGGAUUAAUGCCCUACCAAAGGGCACUAGCGUAUUGAACUUGGUUUCUAUGUGUGUAUAAUUACAAUAUAACUCUGUACUUAUAAAAGAUCUAUAAAAUAUAUGUUUUGCACCUUAACCUCUUCAAUAAAACUAAACAUAGUUUUCAAUGGA
This is a messenger RNA of Strongylocentrotus purpuratus (purple sea urchin), 4123 nucleotides long. Its product is annotated as glucose-6-phosphate isomerase. The transcript has 13 exons. NCBI's taxonomy places the organism in Eukaryota, Metazoa, Echinodermata, Echinoidea, Camarodonta, Strongylocentrotidae. Bases 115 to 1782 code for a protein of 555 amino acids. The record is from RefSeq and is a predicted model, not a curated record. Gene Ontology annotation, cellular component: cytosol. Gene Ontology annotation, molecular function: carbohydrate derivative binding; glucose-6-phosphate isomerase activity; monosaccharide binding. Gene Ontology annotation, biological process: glucose 6-phosphate metabolic process; gluconeogenesis; glycolytic process.